AUUAAUUUCCUUCUUUCUUCAGCACAACAUAUGACAUCAGCGUGGUCAUAACUUACAAAAGACGGCACAUAAACAUCGGACAUGAGACUAUCCGGGUUAAUGCAUCACUCGUUUAUUAAAGUCAGGCCAAUCUGAGUCAUUUCUUGUCCACAACUCAAACGCACUUCCAGCCUGGCAAUUACAAUGAGAAAUUUUACGGCUCUAGCAGGCUUCUUCCUUCUUGGUCUGAGCCACUUGGGUUCUACUUCACAGCUUAUAUGCUACUUCACAAACUGGUCCCAGUACAGACCUGGAAUUGGGAAAUACGUACCAAAUGAUAUAGAUCCAAACCUGUGCACUCACCUGAUCUACGCUUUUGCUGUCAUCAACUACGCCAAUCAGCUUUCCACCUAUGAGUGGAAUGACGAAACUCUGUACCAGUCCUUCAAUGAGCUAAAACAGAGAAACCCCAGUCUUAAAACUCUUCUGGCUGUUGGUGGAUGGAAUUUUGGUACAGCUCAGUUCUCCACCAUGGUCUCAACAUCUGCUAAUAGACACACGUUCAUCAGUUCUUCUAUCAGUUUCCUGCGCAAGUAUGGCUUUGAUGGGCUGGACCUGGACUGGGAGUAUCCUGGGGCUCGAGGGAGCCCCCCAGAGGACAAACAUAGAUUCACACUACUGUGCAAGGAGCUUUCAGAGGCCUAUGAGGAUGAAGGCAGAGAAACAGGACAUCCCAGACUGAUGCUCACAGCUGCAGUGGCGGCAGGGAAAGGGAACAUUGACGGUGCUUAUGAAAUAACUGAAAUUGUGAAGUACCUGGAUUUCAUCAACGUGAUGACUUACGACUUCCAUGGUUCUUGGGAGAGGUUUACUGGACAUAACAGUCCUCUGUAUCAGGGCAGCCAUGACACGGGAGACUUAAUCUACUUCAACACGGACUUUGCCAUGAGGUACUGGAGAGAUCAGGGAGCGCCUGUGGAGAAGCUGAGGAUGGGUUUUGCCACCUAUGGGCGCACGUUCCUCCUGGCUUCACAAGCAAGUGGAGUCAGAGCCCCAGCUAACGGACCCGCCUCAGGUGGUCCGUACACCCGCGAGGGCGGCUUCUGGUCCAGCUAUGAAGUCUGUACGUUCCUGCAAGGUACCAGUACUCAGUGGAUUGAGGACCAGAAGGUUCCAUAUGCCACCAAAGGAAAUGAGUGGGUGGGAUUUGAUAACCAGGAAAGCUUUGAGACCAAGGUGCGGUACCUUCAAAACAACAGCUUUGGAGGAGCCUUUGUCUGGUCUCUGGACCUGGAUGACUUUUCUGGUCAGUUUUGCGGAAAAGGAAAAUAUCCUCUGAUCAGUCAUCUGCGCAAGCUUCUCAUUUCAGAGCCCUCGCAGCGACCACCUACAACCCCAAAUUCAUUAUGUAAUACAACCACCACUGAACCACCCCGCACUGGCAUCACUGGCCCUGCAAUGACCACCCAUGAAGCCCCCCACCCAUCAACCAAACAAACCGACGACAGUGACUUCUGCUCCAGCAGGCCUGCUGGACUCUACCCCAAAGUGGACGACCGCAAUGCUUUCUACAACUGUGGCCACGGUGUCACAUAUAUCCAGCACUGCCCCAGUGGCCUGGUUUUCAACAACAGCUGCAAGUGCUGUGACUGGUCCUAGAGACCACUGCGGUUUUUCUGUCAGUCCUCAUCCGCUUUCUUUGCCACAGUCUGACAGAUUUUACGAAUUGCUCUUAAGUAAUUCAGUAUGCUUGUGUAUCUAACAUUCUGUACAGAAAAUAUCUAAUAUUUUAACAAUCCUACAUUUUAGAGUCACACACGACUGCGUUUUGUUGAUUGCAGUUUGACAUACCCUUAUACCACGCACACCAUGUUUCUGUAUAUUUUCUAGGGCUGGGAAAUUCAUCGCAUUUACAGCUUGCGUUAAUUUUAGUCAUACAGCGUUUUUAUUUCUUUGCUCGCAUUGACACGUUAACACACACGUCUCAUUUUGUUAGCUAAAUAGGGGGAAAAUAUGAGUACAGAUUUUUAUAAAGACCUAUAAUAUUCCUUCUUGGUUGUAAAUAUAUAUAUAUAUAUAUAUAUAUAUAUAUAUAUAUGAACUUUUAGACCAUGAUGUGGCACAGAAUCCCAGAAUUCCGAGCUAAAUUCAAAACAUGCAGUUAGCUCACGGGGAACUUGGUGCUACCUGCUUUAUUUCAUUUUUAAAAUUGUCAAACGGAAGCAUACGGAGAGUAAAAAUAUCGUAAUUUGCAUGUUUUAUUUUGUCGAAGGCUUAGACCUUAAAAUCUCAAGGUUUUUCAUGUCAUUUACGUUCUUCUGAACUGAUACAACUGAAAACUAGCUGCUUUGUGAUGCAUCAUUUUGAAAGGGUAGUAAAUAUGUAUAUUUAAAAAAUUAUUAAAAUUCAUUGACUUACUGGAGAAUCUGUGAGAACGCGCUGUGAGCAAUAACUAGGUCUAAAGUAGCGGCAUAUACAGAAAAAUGACUUUGGAUGUGUCACGCCCAGCUCGUACGAUCCUCGUGUGUGCCACGCCCCCCUGAUUAUCCACGUGUGCUUCCCUGAUUGUACCCAGCUGUACCCUGUUGCAGGGGCGCCGCUAAGGGGGGGAAAGUUGGGACAAUUAUAAGGGCCCACGCCCUUUAGGGCCCCCCAGAGAUCUGAAUGGGUGUGGUAGGGGGGCCCAACCUCAUAUUUUGUCAUAGGGCCCAAAAUUGCUAGCGGCGCCCCUGCCCUGUUGUCUUGCCGAAUUUCAGUCCCCGUCUUGCCUCAGUUCAUGGUCUGUCAUUGAUGUUAGUUAUCGUCGGAUGUUUCUUGUCCCUAGUCCCUUUAAUAAAUCCCCGUUUACCCCGUA
Messenger RNA from Brienomyrus brachyistius, 2833 nucleotides. RefSeq names its product acidic mammalian chitinase-like. Gene Ontology annotation, biological process: chitin catabolic process; carbohydrate metabolic process. Gene Ontology annotation, cellular component: extracellular region. Lineage: Eukaryota; Metazoa; Chordata; Actinopteri; Osteoglossiformes; Mormyridae. The record is from RefSeq and is a predicted model, not a curated record. The transcript has 11 exons. The coding region runs from base 184 to 1638 and encodes 484 amino acids. Gene Ontology annotation, molecular function: chitin binding; chitinase activity.